AUGACUCCAACAUUCGUUCAAGCUGGACAUAAUUUAAAAGCUAUCUGGAUGAAAGAAAUUGGUAAUAAGAGAGAGGAAAGAAUUACGAUUUCAGAUACAAUUGCAGAUAUAACAUUGGAUGUUAUUGGCCUUACUGAAUUAGCUAAAGCAUACGAUUUCGUAACUAAGCAAAAUCCAACGCCUUUAUACGUUUAUCUUUGCAGAUUUUUUCCGUUUAUCAGAAAAUUGCCAACGAAUGAUAACUAUAAAUUUUAUGAUGCUGUUAACACUAUCAAUAAUGUUUCCGAGAAAUUACUUGCUGAUCAAAAAAAUAGUCCUGUUCAAGGAACAGAUUUAUUGUCAAUAUUGGUAAAAGCAAAUUAUCAAUUACCCGUUAAUGAACAAUUAACUCAUCCUUGGGCAUUAUACUUUCUAGCAAAGAAUCCUGAUUUUCAAGAUCGUCUUCGCAAAGAAUUACUUGAUAUAUUUCCCGAUCGUGAUUAUCAUCCAACUUUUGAUCAAAUUGAAAAAUUGAAAUUUUUAGAUUGUACCGUUAAGGAAACUUUAAGAUUCUUUCCGCCUGCAUCAAAUAUAACCACAUAUAAUUUCUUACCUUUUGGCACCGGUGCAAGAACUUGUUUGGGAAUAAAAAUGGCAGUUUUAGAACUUAAAUGUAUGUUAGCUGUGCUUAUUAGAAAUUUUGAGUUUAAAUUAGUUGAAGGUUUUACUUUUGGAGUGAAAUAUACGACUGUAGCUAAACCUCUUCCCGGAAUUGAUCUAUUGGUUUCAAGAGUAGAUUGUUAA
Messenger RNA from Racocetra fulgida, 783 nucleotides. The record is from the annotation of a GenBank genome assembly. Lineage: Eukaryota; Fungi; Glomeromycota; Glomeromycetes; Diversisporales; Gigasporaceae.